AUCAUAAGAACAACAGCAAUACAACAAGCAUUCCACCGCAGACCAUUGAUAGUCAACUACAUUUUGAUGUUAAUUAAUAUCAAUGUUCUAACCACAAACUCUUAUAGUAUUCCAGUUUCAGUUUAGACUACUUACAAAAUUGAGUAUAAAUAACUUCAUAUCUUCAUCAACAUUCCAUCAUCAAUCGAGCAAAAAGCUAAGAGCUAGUAGCUAAAUAUAAUCUAAAAUGGCUGCAUGUAAGCGAUUAGUUGUCGCUUGCUUUUUCUUAGUGUUGUUGCUAGCAGAAGCCAAUGCGCAAGGCUUGAAAGUAGGCUUCUACAGCAAAACAUGCCCACAUGCCGAGGGUAUUGUUAAAAAGGUCGUGUUUGCUGCCAUGAAGAAAGCGCCUACCCUUGGUGCUCCUUUGCUUAGAAUGUUCUUCCACGACUGCUUCGUUCGGGGAUGUGAUGGAUCAGUCUUGUUAGAUUCAUCUAACAAUCAAGCCGAGAAGAAUGCCGUUCCUAACCUAAGCCUUCGAGGGUUCGACAUCAUAGACGAUUCCAAGGCAGCUCUAGAAAAAGUGUGCCCUGGCAUAGUUUCUUGCUCUGAUAUCUUAGCCCUUGUCGCUAGGGACGCAAUGGUUGCACUUGAAGGACCAACGUGGGAAGUUGAAACGGGAAGAAGAGAUGGUAGGGUUUCUAAUAUCAAUGAGGUCAACUUGCCAUCACCUUUUGAUAACAUCUCAAAACUUAUCACCGAUUUUCGCACAAAGGGACUCAACGAGAAAGAUCUAGUCAUUCUUUCAGGUGGCCACACUAUUGGGAUGGGUCAUUGCCCUCUAAUGUCAAACCGUCUUUACAACUUCACCGGAAGAGGAGACAGCGAUCCGAGUUUGGACUCGGAGUACGCCACUAGCCUCAGGAAGAAAUGCAAGCCGACCGACACCACGACGGCUCUAGAGAUGGAUCCAGGAAGUUUCAAGACAUUCGACGUGAGCUACUUCAAGCUAGUGGCAAAGAGAAGAGGGCUUUUCCAGUCGGAUGCUGCUCUAUUGGACAACUCAAAGACUAGGGCUCAUGUCUUGGAGCAGGCACGUGGGUCAACCUUCUUUCAUGACUUUGGUGUCUCGAUGGUGAAAAUGGGUCGGACCGGAGUUCUUACUGGUCGGGCCGGGGAGAUCCGUAAGAUGUGUCGUAUUCCUAACUAAGAAUUUUUUUUAAAAGAAUGAAAAAUCUCUCGGCGUGUUUAAUUCUUAUGGUUUGCUUGUUUGCUUAAAAAACGUUAAUUAAGUGUGAUUUGUGUUGCUUUGGAAUAAGAGAAGCCAUGUAUUUGGAAAUGAUUUAAUACUAUAAUAGACUGUUCUGAAAA
Molecule: messenger RNA, 1347 nt
Organism: Brassica napus (rape)
Lineage: Eukaryota; Viridiplantae; Streptophyta; Magnoliopsida; Brassicales; Brassicaceae
Product: peroxidase 27-like
Exons: 4
Coding region: 227-1186 (319 amino acids)
Biological process (GO): response to oxidative stress; hydrogen peroxide catabolic process
Cellular component (GO): plasmodesma; plant-type cell wall
Molecular function (GO): heme binding; peroxidase activity
Source: RefSeq, a predicted model, not a curated record